This is a messenger RNA of Eleginops maclovinus (Patagonian blennie), 714 nucleotides long. RefSeq names its product mesoderm posterior protein 2-like. The coding region runs from base 1 to 714 and encodes 237 amino acids. The transcript is spliced from 2 exons. Lineage: Eukaryota; Metazoa; Chordata; Actinopteri; Perciformes; Eleginopidae. Gene Ontology annotation, molecular function: DNA-binding transcription factor activity, RNA polymerase II-specific; protein dimerization activity; RNA polymerase II cis-regulatory region sequence-specific DNA binding. Gene Ontology annotation, cellular component: nucleus. The record is from RefSeq and is a predicted model, not a curated record. Gene Ontology annotation, biological process: regulation of transcription by RNA polymerase II; mesoderm formation; heart morphogenesis.
AUGGAUGUUUCCUACUGCUCCCCUCUGCAGCUCCAGGACAACUCCUUCUUCUUUGACUCCAUCAUGGACCAACCUUACAACCCUAUGGCCUUCGAUCCAGCUUCGGAUCCUGGGUACUUCAGCGCCGGAAGCUCCCUCUCUCCCACAUCCUCUGUGGACUCCUUUUGCUUCUCCCCCAACGCCUUCCAGACGAACGAGCCAAACCCUUUGGACUGUUUCGUCUUCAAGAGCCCAGCAGUUCCUCAACAAAAGGCCCAAACUCUUCCUACCUCCACGACAAAGAAAUCCAGGUCCAGAUACCCGGGCAAGAAGCGCCAGACAGCCAGCGACAGGGAGAAGCAUAGGAUGAGGGAUCUGACCAAGUCCCUGAACCACCUGAGGAACUACCUGCCUGAAACAGUGGCUCCAGCCGGGCAGGCCCUGACCAAAAUUGACACUCUGCGCCUCACCAUCCGCUACAUCUCCUACCUGUCGGCGCAGCUUGGCCUCAGCGAGGAGGUGCUAGAGCAGAAAGCAUCAGGAUCCGUGCAGGAACCCCAAAACCUGCAGCAGUUCCUGGGACAUCCGACAGCGAGCUACACCCAACAGGAGGCAGACUUUACCUCCACGAGCACGACCCCAAUGCAGCCCUCUUACCAGGUUUCAAACGGACCUUGCUUCACCAGCGAACAGUACUGGCAUCUUCAGAACGCAGCGUUCUCCGGACACUGCUGA